Macrosteles quadrilineatus (aster leafhopper) is the source of this 602-nucleotide messenger RNA. RefSeq lists its product as uncharacterized. NCBI's taxonomy places the organism in Eukaryota, Metazoa, Arthropoda, Insecta, Hemiptera, Cicadellidae. The record is from RefSeq and is a predicted model, not a curated record. The transcript has 3 exons. The coding region runs from base 62 to 544 and encodes 160 amino acids.
CACAUUUUGUUUCUUGGGUUUGCUGUUGGUGGGUUCUGUCCUGGGAGCUCCAAGUGAACCCAUGGCACCUGCUAAUGUCCCAACAGCUGAUAAACCACCAACAGUUGAUAAGUCACCAGCUGAUAUGUCGUCUGCUUCUGCUCCUCAACCAGACACAGCUGAUCCUGAUGUUGCCAUCAGGGAUGUUGAAGAUUCUCUGAAGAAGUUGAGAAUAAAACUGAAUGAUGCUGUGUCAGCCAUAGUAGCACCAGCUGCUAAUACAGCUGGUCAGUUCAAAGCUGCAGAAGCUUCAGUUGGGCUGAAUAUCCCUGAAAUAAGCAUCAAACCUGUUGAAGUCACAGCAAACAAGAAGUAUGCUGAGAUAAUUGGACAGUUUAUUGCUGAUCUAAUACAGAUCCCUAUUGUUCUUCUUCAUGCGUUUGGAGAGGCUGUUGCUGGGUUGACAGGCUCAAAGCAGCCACAACUUAUCUACCCAGGUCAGGCCAUGUCUUCUGUGUCUGUCGCUGUACCUCCAGCAGCUCCAUACAAGGUGGACAAACCCUAAGUCAUCAGGAGUGUCCAUGUAGCAUUAAAAUUUGUUUACCUCUGAUAUUAUUUUUGUA